This is a messenger RNA of Oryza sativa Japonica Group (Japanese rice), 2663 nucleotides long. Its product is annotated as E3 ubiquitin-protein ligase WAV3. The record is from RefSeq and is a predicted model, not a curated record. Lineage: Eukaryota; Viridiplantae; Streptophyta; Magnoliopsida; Poales; Poaceae.
AAUACCGAAACCAAAACCGCAGUAGGGGGGAGGGGAGAGAGCAGCUUGCCGUCAUGCCAUGUGAUACAUGAUAGGAGUAGAAGGAGAAGAGGAGAGAGAGUGUGUGUGAAUCAGUGAAUUAAGGUGGUAUAAGUAGCAAGCGCCACCGGGGAGAGUUCCUUGCUUGGUUUGGUUCCUCUCUGCUUCUCUCUCUUUUCCUCCCUCCGGCGACCACCAGCAUACCAUACCAUCGCCGGCUUGCUUGCUUCCUUCCUUCCUUCCUUGGGGGAGAGAGAGAGUGUGUGUGUGAUGGGGACGGGGUGGCGGAGGGCACUGUGCACGUCGGUCCGGCGAGAUCCGGAGCAACAAGAGGUGAAGAGGCGAGGAGAGGCCCCAAGCCCCCGGUGUGGAGGAGGCAGCAGGCUGGGUGGCUUCUUCUCCGCCAUCUCCAGCAGCCAUAGCAGCAGUAAUCCAGCAACAACGACGCCCACCCUGCGAUGCCGCACCAAACCAAAGCCACAGUCCAGCAGCAGCGACCACCAGCAGCAGCUUCCGUCGUCCGCGCCGGCGCCCAAGAAGAGGAUGCCUCUGCUGCAGGCUCUCUCCGUGCCAUCCUCGCCCAGAUCCCCCUCCAGAUUCGCCCUCCUCAAGGCCUCCAUCCUGCCCAACAAGAGCCGGUGCGGCGUGUGCUCCCACGGCGUGAAGACCGGCGCGGCGGCGGUGUUCACGGCGGAGUGCUCCCACUCCUUCCACUUCCCCUGCAUCGCCGCCCACGCCCACGCCCUCGCCGCCGCCACCGCUCUCUCCUGCCCCGUCUGCGCCGCGCCAUGGCGCCAGGCCCCCUUCAUCAACAAGCGCACCACCACCACCGACGACCACAAGCGCAAGUCCUACGACGACGACGAGCCCCUCCUCGCGCCCAAGGCCGCCGCCGGCGCCUUCAACCCUAUCCCCGAGGACGACGAGGACGACGCCACCGAGUUCAGGGGCUUCUUCCCGGCGCGCCCCAGGAGCGGGCUGGCCGUCACCCUCGCCCCGGACGCCGCCCUCGUGUCCGCUGGGCGGAGGCACGGCAAGUACGUGGUGGCCGUGAGGGUGAAGGCGCCCGCCCUGCGCUCCUCGCCCUCCACGCGCGCCCCCAUCGACCUCGUCACCGUCCUCGACGUCAGCCAGGGCAUGAUGGGCGACAAGCUUCACAUGCUCAAGAGAGGCAUGCGCCUCGUCAUCGCCUCUCUCGGCCCCGCCGACCGCCUCGCCAUCGUCGCCUUCUCCGGCGCCGCCAAGCGCCUCCUCCCGCUGCGCCGGAUGACGCGCCAGGGCCAGCGCUCCGCCCGCCAGAUCGUCGAUCGCCUUGUCGUCUGCGCCGCCGCCCAGGGCCAGGAACAGCCGCAGGCCGUCUGCGUUGGCGACGCGCUGCGCAAGGCCACCAAGGUGCUCGAGGACCGCCGCGACCGCAACCCCGUCGCCACCGUCAUGCUCCUCUCCGACACGCAGCAGCAGCAGCAGCAGCAGCAGGAUGCGAUCCGGCGCCCGCCAGCCGCCCCUCCGGCCACGCGAUUCACGCACGUCGAGAUCCCCAUCGGGCCAGGGGAGGAGCCGGCCCGGUCGGCGCUGGUGGCGGAGGAGGACGACGACCAGUUCUCGGAGCACGCCUUCGCGAAAUGCCUGGGCGGCCUCGUCAGCGUGGUGAUGCAGGAGGUGCAGCUGGAGCUGGCGUUCCCGACGGGCGAGAUCACGGCGGUGUACUCGUGCGGCCACGGGCAGCAGGCGGUGGCCCUUGGGGGCGGUGGCGGCGGCGCGGCGGUGAGUGUCUCCCUGGGCGAGAUGUACGCGGAGGAAGAGCGGGAGCUGCUGGUGGAGCUGCGCGCGCCGCUGAGCCAGAGCCACCCACACUCGCUGUCCGUGCGGUGCAGCUACCGUGAGCCGGCGUCGCAGGAGACGGUGCGCGGCGCGGAGCAGCAGCUGGUGGUGCCGGCCCUCCACGGCGGGAGCUCGUCGCGGCGGCUGCACGACCUGUUCGUGGCGACACGGGCGGUGGCCGAGUCGCGGCGGCUGGCGGAGCUGAACGACUACGCGACGGCCAUCCACCUGCUGUCGUCGGCGCGGGCGGUGGUGGUGCAGUCGGCGGAGCAGGGGCUGGUUGGCAGCCUGGACACGGAGCUGAGCGACAUGCGGUGGCGGCGCGGGCAGUCGGCAGGCAGGCGGCGUGGCGGCGAGUCGGAGGAGACUCCGGUGGGGACGCCGCGGGCGCGGGGGGGAGAGCCGCUGACGCCGACGUCGGCGUGGCGCGCGGCGGAGCAGCUGGCCAAGGUGGCCAUCAUGCGCAAGUCCAUGAACCGUGUCAGCGAUCUCCACGGUUUCGAGAACGCCAGAUUCUGAUUCUCAUCAUCUAUCAAUCUCAGCUCAGCUUGUAAUCAAUGAUAAUUUUCUUUUCUUUUUCAUUUUCAUUUUCAUUUUCUUCUUAUGUGAAAUGAAUCAACAAACACAAGAUAUGUCUCCACGACGAAGAAGAAAGAAGAAAGGCAGAAUUAAGAAGAGGGAGGAGUCCCUGCCGGAGCGCGGCGGACGUAAAUUACAUCUACUCCCUCCAUUACUGUUUUCUUUUUCUCUUCUCUUUUUGUACUCCUAUUCAAAAAUUUGAACUAGUUUAGACAGUCUCAUCCUCUCUAACUGUCACUUUGCCA